This is a messenger RNA of Zea mays, 843 nucleotides long. RefSeq lists its product as uncharacterized. Lineage: Eukaryota; Viridiplantae; Streptophyta; Magnoliopsida; Poales; Poaceae. The record is from RefSeq and is marked provisional.
ACACAACUCAAGCACACGAAUCCAAACAACACGAACCGGCAGUUCAGCUUCCUGUCCGAGACCUCGGGGAGGCCUGCCCUCUCGGCUCUCGCGUUAACGAUCGACGCGUGGAGAGAAAUGGCGGCGGCAGCAGCAGCAAGAGCAGGAGCGUCGGGCGUGGCGUGGCUCCUGGCGGCCGCCGUGGCGGCGGCGCUGGUGGCCUCGGCGUCGGCGCAGUCCGGGUGCACGACCACGCUGAUCAGCCUGUACCCGUGCCUCAACUACAUCAGCGGCAACGUGUCGGCGCCGCCGUCCUCGUGCUGCUCGCAGCUCGCCAGCGUCGUGCAGACCAACCCGCAGUGCCUCUGCGCCGCGCUCAGCGGCGACUCCUCGUCCCUCGGCGGUGUCACCGUCGACAAGACGCGCGCGCUCCAGCUCCCCCAGGCGUGCAACGUCAAGACCCCGCCGGCGAGCAAGUGCAACUCUGCUGGCGGCGGCAGCGCUCCGGGCGCUGCGACGCCGGCCACGCCGUCGGCUGGCGUACCAGCGACCGCAGGAACCGGCACUGGAUCGAAGGCGACGCCGACGGCCCCGUUCCUGACGUCCGGCGCCGCGUCGACCCGGGGGGCGGUGAGCCUGGUGCUGGCAUUUGCGGCUGUUACUGUCUACGGCAUCUCGGCCGCGUGACAAUCUUGGCUCCUCUAGCUCUGUUGCCCACGGCGUUGGGGAUCCAGACAUUCGACAUUCAGGAUUUGUGGUGUCACUGUUCCGCAUUGGUUGAGCAUUGUCGAGUAUAGAUAAUUGGGCGUCGCAUUUGUAUUAUUGCUUGUAUUUGGCUGUCACAAUAAAGAACACCGUUUUUUC